AUGCCAAGAAAAUGUUCGACAAGUCAUCCUGGCACUAGAAAAUAUGGCACUAAAUCUAAUUACACCAAUUCUACACUUCAAGAGGCUUUAGCCAAAAUUAAAUUAGAAAAAAUGUCGAUUGGGCGCCCUAUUGCCCUUAGCAUUGAUGAAGAACUUUGUUUUGAAAAUCACUUACUUUAUUUAAGUGACAAAGGUAUACCAAUUGGAAUUAAUGAUUUUAAAAGUAUUGUCAAAAUCUAUUUGGAUGAUAGUGGAAAAAAUAUACAACAGUUUAAAGAUAACCGACCAGGUUGGGAGUGGUGUAAACUUUAUCUUGACAGGCAUCCAUCAUUAAAAGAAAAAAAGAAGGAAUUAAAUAAAGUAACGCCAGAUAACAUUUACAAUAUGGAUGAAACAGGGUUUCAUGACGACCCCGGAAAAAAUAAACUUAUUUUUCGUCGAUCCUCUCGCCAUCCAGAACUUAUAAGAAACACAACAAAAACUUGUUACACUGUUGUUUUUUGUGGAAAUGCCUCAGGAAAACUAAUUCCACCAUUUUUCAUUUUUAAAGGAAAACACAGUUGGUCUGACUGGCUUUUCAAUGCACCAGAAGGAUCAAGAAUGGCAACUUCUUGCAGUGAUAUAACAUUUAUAUGUUUGGUACCCAAUUCCACACACCUUUUACAACCUUUAGAUGUUGGAUAUUUCUCGAGCUUAAAAGCUAAUUGGAGGUCAGUUCUUAAUCAAUGGCGUAAAACAUCCAGAGGAAAAAAGGUUAAUAAUCUGCCAAAAAAUUUAUUUACGCAGCUCAUUAAAUCUACUCUUAAUGUUGGUAAAGAAAAUCUAGAACAUAAUCUCCAAGCAGGAUUUAAGGCUACUGGCAUAUAUCCAUUUUUACCAGAACAUGUUCUCUCCAAAUUACCCAGUUUUACAAAUAUAGAUAUUCAACUCAAUAUUGGAGAAUCGUUUAGGAAUUAUGUUGAUGAUAUUCAUCUUAAUUAUGAAGUAAGCAAAAAAAUUAAGUUACCAAUAACAGCAGGGAAAAGUGUAUCAGCCACUGAGGUAGAAGCAUACUAUAAGGAAAGAGACAAUAAAAAAAAAGUCAAGAUAAUAUUCGAGCAAAGAAAAGAGGAAGACCACUUGGAUCAAAUAAUAUGGUUAUGAAAAUAAACAAAAAACUUAAUAUUUUACAAAGUUCAAGCAUUGUAAAUGUUAAUCAAGUUAUUGAAGACGAUGAACAAGUUUUAGCUGUAUCUCAAAA
Molecule: messenger RNA, 1240 nt
Organism: Hydra vulgaris (swiftwater hydra)
Lineage: Eukaryota; Metazoa; Cnidaria; Hydrozoa; Anthoathecata; Hydridae
Source: RefSeq, a predicted model, not a curated record